This is a messenger RNA of Coregonus clupeaformis (lake whitefish), 1787 nucleotides long. It is a transcript of the gene wdr41, whose product is annotated as WD repeat domain 41. Gene Ontology annotation, molecular function: protein binding. Gene Ontology annotation, cellular component: lysosomal membrane. The record is from RefSeq and is a predicted model, not a curated record. Lineage: Eukaryota; Metazoa; Chordata; Actinopteri; Salmoniformes; Salmonidae. Gene Ontology annotation, biological process: regulation of autophagy. The transcript has 14 exons. Bases 215 to 1576 code for a protein of 453 amino acids.
AUGAAUGUUUUUUUUGCGAAAGCUCAGCUUGACAGUUUCAUGUCAAAUUUCACGGUUCUUAGUUUGCCAGCUGAAUCUCAAGUGGCAGAUUUCCCUACUAAAUAACAACGAGAUAUCCCCGACAGCUAUUUUAAAAUCUUCAAGACGACCGUGAUCUGGUAACGUCUCACGCCAAAUGAUUGUUAAGAAUCUCCUGCAUAGCCAUUAGCCAGUCAUGCUGCGAUGGAUACUUGGUGGUCGGGAUGCACAGGGGUCUGUCGAGAAAAACCAUGUGCUAUUCAUUGGGGAGGAACAGCCCAAAAACUGGUUCACUGAACUGCAGGUGCUGAAAGGACAUUUUGACAUUGUUCGAUUUCUGGUGCAGAUUGAUGACUUCAGGUUUGCCUCUGCAGGAGACGAUGGUCUGGUGUUGGUGUGGAACGUUGAGUGUUCUCAGACAGGAGAGAGGCUGCUGGAACUAAGGGGUCACUCCCAGCAGAUAACGGCCAUGACAGCCUACACACACACCAGUGGAGAGAACACACACACCUCCCUCAUCACCGCUUCCUCGGACCGCACCCUCAGUCUGUGGGACCCAGAGACAGGCAACAGGGUUCAGACCGUCUCAGACCUCCAGUCCUCUGUCAAGUGUCUGCUGGUGUUGGAGCGGUUGUGUGUGUGGGUGUCGGGGGGAAACGAGUUGUGUGUGUGGAACAGAGACUUCCAGCUGCAGUGUCAGAGCCAGCACCAUGACGACACAGGAAUCAGUGCCAUGGUGGAGUUGCCUAAGAACUGUAUAGCAGCAGCUAUGGACAAAGAGAUAGUGAUUUUCAGGCUGACCAUGUCCACGGGGUCCCAGUUGUCUGUGGCAGAGGUCAGACGUCUAUCUGACCACCAGGAUAGCAUCCACGCUCUCAUCAACGUCAACGAUGGCCUGUUUGCCAGCGGGUCCCAUGUUGGCGAGCUGAUCCUGUGGGACGCUGUUGAUUGGACGAUUAUGGCCUAUGAGCACAUCCUGUGGGAGGAGUCUCAGACCGACACCCAGGCUGAGAUCCGAUUAGCCGCUCCGAAACCCAGUGAGAUGUCCAUCCAACACCUGACAUCCGAUGGAGAGUUGAUGGUGGCUGCAGUGGGCAGUGGUCUGUAUGUGUACAGCGUCAUCACUAAGAGUGUCGUGGCCUACAGGAAGACAGCCCACGACUCCAACGUACUACACACCAUGCUGCUGCCUGAUGGGGGGCUGAUGUCAUGCUCAGAGGACGGCAGUGUGAGGAUGUGGGAGAUGCAGGACCUCCUGUUACCUGCAGAACCAGCCUCUGCAGGGUUCUUUGGGAUGUGGACUUUCGGCAGGUCCAAUAAGCAGGCGGGGCCUCCAGUGAAAAAGGUUAUUGAACUCCCCAGUCUCAGAACACUGGAACUGACGGGCGACCUGAUUGGACACUCAGGGGCCGUGCAGAUGUUUAUGAGUUUUGGGGAGAAGGGUCUAGUGACGUGUUCUACAGACCACCUGCUGAUCGCAUGGAAGAACAGAGAGAGAGAGUCUCACCUCCGCAGUCUCGCCCUCUUCAGGAAACUGGAGGAGAACGGGGGGCUCUGACCCCCCACCUGUCAGUCACUAACACACUUAUUUAUGAUUUUACAGAACACUUUCUACUGGAAGUUACAAGGUUUUAAAGAGGGGUGGAAUUAUUUUUUUUAUAGGUGUUCUUAUGUUGUUGGUUUCUAGUGGAGUCAUUAUUUCACUGUCUCUCAGAGGUUAAUGGAUGUGUGUGUAUAUAUAUAUAUAUAUAUAUAUAUAUACACAGUGA